UACAGACAUACAGAGAUGUUGUGAUCAUCCCAAGACAGAAACAGAGAAAAAAGGACAUUGUCUGGUUUUCUUACAAGCCCUGUCGGAAAACUCAGAGAAUCUUUCUUAUAGGCAUUAACAUGGCUUCAGGAGGAUCAAAGUCGGCAGCUUUCAUGCUUCUGUUGCUGAAUCUUGGUCUCUACUUUGUAGUCACCAUCAUCGCUGCCUGGGCAGUUAAUCACGGCAUCGAGAGAGCUCGCGAGUCCGCGUCGGUGCUGUCUCUCCCGGCGAAGAUCUUCCCGAUAUACUUCCCGGUGGGGAACAUGGCGACUGGCUUUUUCGUGAUAUUCACGUUGAUAGCUGGCGUGGUCGGAAUGGCGACAUCACUCACCGGAAUCAUGAACGUACUUGAGUGGGACUCUCCGAAUCUCCAUUCCGCCGCAGCUUCCUCUCUCAUCUCCUGGUCUCUCACUCUCCUCGCCAUGGGAUUGGCUUGUAAGGAAAUCAACAUAGGCUGGACCGAAGCCAAUCUAAGAACUCUUGAAGUGAUGACAAUAAUAGUAAGUGGUACUCAGUUGUUGUGCACCGGAGCUAUUCACGUCGGAGUUGGAGAAACAGUCGACGCAGUAAGGCCUCAUGUCGGGAGAGCUUGAAUUUCUGGACUAAGAGACAAUUUAUAUAUUGGUUUGGUUGUAUUUUCCUUCUUCUUAAAAAACUGUUUACACAUAAACCGAGAGUUUGAGAUUGUGUAAUUUGUGUCUUGUGUGUGUAUAUUAUAAUGUUUUCAUCGUCUAUUGUAUUCAUUUAUUUUUAUUCUAUACCUUGAUUGUAUACGGCACUAUCUGAAACUAUGUAAAGACUCUCAUAUAUCCACUAAUUAAACUCGUUGGGUUAAUA
Molecule: messenger RNA, 876 nt
Organism: Brassica napus (rape)
Lineage: Eukaryota; Viridiplantae; Streptophyta; Magnoliopsida; Brassicales; Brassicaceae
Product: membrane protein PM19L
Exons: 4
Coding region: 120-632 (170 amino acids)
Source: RefSeq, a predicted model, not a curated record